AUGGGUCUGUACAGACCUUUUCAGACACUGUCUGACACGUGUAAAAAUACUGAUGUCCUUGGUAUCCCUCGCUUCAAGGAACUCCUACGACGAUUCUUGUUUGAUCACGAGAACCCCGAUUCCGAGCAGCCAGGCGACGCAGUGAGCCUUCAAGACUGCCCUCACAUCGCCUCCUCCGCGCGGAUCCAUCUCUUCAAUCACGCCAUCUCUACCUACUAUGCCCCCAGCGAGAUCCACAGCACUAACGGUAUGCAUCGCGACCUUCUGCGAUGCAACCCGAGGUGGUUCCACGGCAAAGGACGAUAUGACACUUGUCUUGUACAGAUCGAUGAUGGCGCGGUCGGCCUCGCAAGCAUGAUUCCCGCGCGGAUACUCUCCUGUUUCUCAUUUCUGGAGUGGUUUGAGUACGAAGACGACAGUCCCGACCCUAUCACCGGCAUGUGGAUCGUGCAGCCCGAGUUCAACGAGCACAACCAGAAGGCAUGCGGAGUCAUCCCCAUCGACUCCAUCGUCCGGUCUGUCCAUCUCGUCGGGGUGUGCGAGCAAAUCACCAUGCCCCGCGAUCACGAUUAUCGGGACUCUCUGGACGCCUUCUCACGCUUCUACGUCAACUGGUACUCUGAUUAUCACGCUCACGAAGUCCUGUAG
Molecule: messenger RNA, 648 nt
Organism: Epithele typhae
Lineage: Eukaryota; Fungi; Basidiomycota; Agaricomycetes; Polyporales; Epitheliaceae
Exons: 2
Coding region: 1-648 (215 amino acids)
Source: RefSeq, a predicted model, not a curated record